Messenger RNA from Cylicocyclus nassatus, 474 nucleotides. The record is from the annotation of a GenBank genome assembly. NCBI's taxonomy places the organism in Eukaryota, Metazoa, Nematoda, Chromadorea, Rhabditida, Strongylidae.
AUGGAGUGUGUCUGUGUUGUGUUUAACAGGACAUUGUAUUCAGCCAUAUGUGCAGAGCUGGCCUCACAGGGCUUUGUUGUUGCCGCGGUGGAACACAGAGAUGAAUCAGCAUCUGCAACAUUCUACUACAAGGAGCAGAGUGAGGCACAAACAAAACCUCCUGGAAAGCGUGAAAACUUCCGGCCUGUGUCCGACAAUCUGGAAGAGCAGUGGAUGUACUACAGGCCACUAAAAACAGGAGAGCGGGAAUUCCCUCUUAGAAACAAGCAAGUGAAACAAAGAGCAGAUGAAUGCAUCCGAGCGUUGGAUCUUCUUUUUGACAUCAAUGCAGGGAAGUCUGUGGAAAAUGUCUUGGAAUCAGAGUUUGACUUUACAACACUGGAGAAUGGUAUGGACCUAUGUAGAAUAGCAAUUAUGGGUCAUUCUUUUGGUGGAGCCACAGUGAUCGAGUGUUUGUGCAAGGAAGUCAGAUUC